CAGUAGGUUCGGGUAAUAACUCCAAUCCAAUAAGUUGAUUAAGUCGAUUAAAGCAUUACUUUGCGACUGUCUGGCAACGUCAGUGGCUCGCCAGCAUGAAAAUGCGCAACUCGGUUUCUAUCUUUUGCAUUUUCAACGUCUUUCUGAUCGGUUGCUGUUAGGUCGCGGAUGCCUAAACAAUUCAGUGCUGGCUGAUAAUUGGAGCACGGUUCGGUUAAGUGCUCGAUAAAGCUCCACAGCCGACUAGCUCGGAAAUCGGAAAUCCUUUCGACGACAACAAAUUGUCAUAAUAUUGAUAAAAAAAAUAAAUAAAAUCAAACAAACAAAAAACAACACCCGAAAAUGUAAACGGUAAGCGCACGAACGAGAGAAGCACAAAAAUCAGAAACCAAACACAAGAGCAUAACAAAACAAAAAUAAAAAAAAGAGUGUAAAUAAACAAAAAACAAAAAAAUAAAGUGAAUUAAAUGCUAAAAAUUAAAUAAAAAAACAAGUUGGAGCGAUUAGAAGAUACUUGCAGAGGAACGAACCCAUUGAAACGAAAGCGGCAACCAAGAACGCUUAGCAACAAUGUUGCACAGCAAUUACGACAAUGCACAGUCAACAACAACAACAACAACAACACCAGCAGCUACAACAACAACAACAACAGCCAGUGCAAAGGCAAUAGAUGGUGCUGUGUCGCCACUAGCCGUCGCAGUCGCAGCCGCCGAGGGUCAGACGGUGACGGGAAUCGUGGCAUCAGCGGAUCUAGCACCGUCAGCUGUGCCCGAACGGUCGGAAUUAUCAGAAACAGCUGAUGCGGCGGCGGCUGCUUCUGCUACUGGUGCUAGUGGAGGUGCUGUCGUGGGUGCCGCGUCAGAGGUGCCGCCUGCAUUCGAUGCCCAGAUGCGAACGCAGCAACGACAAAAGAUUAAGAGCUACCACGAUGCCAAACAGACGGCGGUGUGGCAAACCGAUUCCCUGGCCUCCACUUCCAGUCCGGAUUUUGCAGCUGCCGCUGGGGGUGGCGGAAUAGGACCAGGACGUGUCGGACCAAAUGUAUGUGUGGGUCUACCUAUGCGAAGCAUCAUCCUGUCAACGGCACCAAGUCUACUGCAGCGAAAGUCCUCGGAUAGCUCGCUGGCGGCUAGCUCCAUACCGCGACGAGUAUCCUUUCCGGAGAAUGAGUUGGUGACAGGUUACCUGGAGCCGGCUAAUCCCUGGAAGCAAGUCUACCUCGUGAAGAACAAUGCCGAUGUGGUGGACCAGUAUGUGCAGUCGUGUCAGAAACACAACACCCAGCCCAUCAAGAACGUAAUGGACCAACUAAGGAACCUGGACCUGCACCAGGCGAGGCAACCUCUACUCUCUCUAAAAGAAAUCCAACUGGCGGCCAAUGAUUGUGAAGCCCUCGAGGAGAUAUUCAAGAGGGUACAAUACAAGUGCAUCGAUUUGUCCGACUGCACGCUGGACGAGAACUGUCUGACGGCACUCUUCCAGAUGAUCGAGUACUAUGAGGCCGCCAACGAGCUGGACAUAUCCUACAACAAGGAGCAGAUGACGAAGCGCUGCUGGGAGCUGUGCGCCUAUAUGGUGGGCCGCAGCCAGGAGUUGCAUUCCUUGAAUGCCGAGUGCAACCAGAUCACAAAACUAGGUGCUGUCAGUCUGGGUCAUGCCCUGGGAACCUCCAACCUGCACACCCUCAAGCUGGAACACUGCGGUCUGAGUGGCCAGCCGCUCAUCAAUCUUUGCCGUGGUCUGAACCACAACAAAAUGCUCAAGGAGCUAUGGAUGGGAUACAAUGAUCUGGACUGUGUGGAUGCGCAGCACAUAGCCGACAUGCUGCGCUUUAACCACAGCAUGGAACUCAUAGACAUCAGCAACAACAACAUACGCAACGAGGGAGUCAUGUACCUGGUGCAGGCACUCGUCCUGCAGUCCACCGAGUUGGAACGCCGGAUGGGUGCCCUGAAGCGCACUCGAGCCAUCGAGGUGGACGAAUGCACAUCGCCCGUUGAGGCCGAACCCCCCACAGUAAUACCGGAAUCGGUCCACUCUAGCUCCAGUCCCGAGAAAGAUGAUGUCGAUAAGGAAUCGUCCCUGCGGACAACUGUUCCAUCGUGCCCCGAGGCCAUGCCAGAGGAGGAAGCCGCGGAUGAGUCGGUCGUGCCUGUGCUAGUGGACUUGGAUAACGAUAAUGACGACGACAAUACGGAGGACACCGUGCGCAUCGUGAAGAACUCCGGUACCAAUGGCGGCAGCGGACAGUCCAUGCUGGACAAACUGCUCUCGAUGAAUAGUGACAGUAGCAGCGAGGAGGCGCCCUCGAACAUAUCCACCGACACCUUGGCUGCCUGUUGCUCCGAAGAUAUCAGUGAGAUCAGCAACGAGAUCUUCGAUGCAACGGCAACCAAACAGCCGCCAAUAGAAUCAGUAAAGGAAACCAUUCCGGCGGAGGGUUCUACCCCUCAGUCGGAGGUUGAUACAGCGCCGAGUGCAGAGACACUAACGUCUACUGUGCCCGUGUCCGAGGAGCCGCUGUCUCCAGCGCAACAACAACAGCACAGUUCCCAAAAUGAACGCAACUUAUGUGAUAUUACUCCUUCAACAGAGGCUAAAACCGUUGAACCCAAUGAAUCCUGUGUACAGAACAACAUCAUUAACAACAACAACAAUAACAACCAAGCCCACAACAACACCUACAACAAUAACAACGUACCAUCGCCGACGGGAGCCGAAGCCGGAGCUGUAUCCACCCUAGCUGUAGUGGAUGCGCCACCAACCGUAGAAAUUGCAUCCAACCGGGGCUCUCCACCAGCGGCCAUAUUCGAAGUGACGGCGGAGGAGAGUGACUGCAUCAACGGCAGCGGAGCGGGAGCCAGCGGGUCUCGGCCGCUGGACGUGAACAAGAACGCCAAGGUGGGCGACGACUUCGAGGACACGCACAGCACGGACUCGGCGUUCGAAAGCGCCUCAGAGGGCGACAUCAGUCGCAAUCUGCCGGAUGAGUUCAGUCGCCUGUCGGUUUCAUUGGAGAGCACGCGGCUCGACUUGGGUGGCAUUGAGACGGGGACCAUUGCCAGCGAGUCCACCGAAUGCCUGAUCCUCGGCACUACGCCGACAAAGGCGGACGAACCGGAGGUAUUUUCGCCGCCUAAAGUCACCAUUUCCGAAGAGUCGCUGUUGGUGGACAAAGAUCUGAGUCCCGGGCCCUUUUCCUGUCCCAGCCCAGCGCCGACGCCACCUCCGCCUUCAACGUCGCCGGGUGGGGCGAGUAUCGGGCUGAGACGCACGGAGUCGAGUUGCGCCUACCUCAACCAGUCGACGCGUAACCGAUCCCAGAGCUCCGACAGCCUGUGCAGUGAGACAUCGCAGGAUAGCUCCACGGCAGCCCCUGCCGCCGCCGCUAACGAUCCCAAGUUCGCCGAGAAGCUGACCAAGAACGACACCUUAUCGCGGCGCCAGCAGGCGGACUGCACGCUGGAGGCCAUACGAUCGCCCAGUGGACUGAAGGCCCUCACCGUUUGGAACAACAACCUGACCAAGGACUGCGCCAAUGCUGUGUCCGAGCUGCUGCAGAAGACCAUAUCGCUGGAGUUGCUCAACAUUGGCAAGAACUGUCUGUCCAACGAUUUCGUGGCCACCAUCAAGGACAGUCUCACCAAAAACACAACGUUGACCACUCUGGGUCUGCAGAGCGCCCACCUAAGCGCCAAGGGCAUCGAGACGCUGGCCUCCAUCCUGACAUUCGGCGGCAACAGCAAGCUCCAGCGCAUCGACAUUCGAGACAAUAAACUAGAGGUGGAAAGUCUGAACAUAAUCGCCGAGGUCCUCAAGUCUAACAAGACGCUCACCCAGAUCGACAUCAACGACGAGCCCAAGCGACUGACGUUGCCCAUAGUGCCGAUAGUAAAUGUUAUACCGCCAUCGCCAUUGCCCCAGGAUAGCAUCGGUAGCGAUGCCCAUUUGGAUUACACAAGGGUGCUGGGCACCGUGCGUUCCCUGUGCUCCCGAAACGAGAAGCGGCAGGCCCAGGAGUUGGCGGAUAGAUCUGCGAACGUGGGCGGCGGGGGCAGCAGUGCCGGCGGGAGCUUCCCUGGUUCCCGGUGUCGCGGCGGUUACUACUUGGGCUCGCGGAAGAUAUCGCUGACCUGCCACAGUCGUCCAUUCGUGGAUGCGGUCACAGGCACUGUUAUAGCCAAGCCAGCGGCGAAUGCGACCGCGUCCGCUGCAGCAACCGCCACGCCCACACCGGCUGCCUUGCUGGAGGUGAAGCGGAAGGGUGGCUCCCGGCUCCGCUCCCCGGGACCAAGUCCGCCCACGGUGUCGCCCUCGUCCUCGCCUAACCGAAGUCGUUUCCACGUGUCGCGGGUACCCGAGGUGGCCAGUCCAUUGAUGUCCCCCCUUGCUCAACCUCCACUCCCACAUGCGCCGCACACGCCACGGUCGGCCAGUAGCUGCAUGUCCAUACCCACCAUCGCCGGAUCGCCUGGAGGCAGCCAGAGCAGCCUGAACACCGUGGGAGCCCUACCCACUUCCAGUUCGCUGCCGGCCAUGGCUUCGGUCACCUCAUCCACGCAGACGAUCAAACGACUUUCGGUUUCGCCUCGAUCGCGCUUUCAUGUGUCCCGCAUCUACGAGGAUCCCCAGGUGCCGAUAGCCAACCGGCAGUUGCCUCCCAUCACUCCCCACACGCCGCCCCUCGAUCUGCCACCCACUCCCAUGCUGAAAUCCGCCCGGAAGGCUGUUCAGCUCACCGAGGCCGUGGAAGCGGCGGCAGCAGCCGUGCCGGCGUCCAGUGUUGUGAUUCUGGAGCCCAGCGAUCCACAUGGAGAUACCCUCGACAAUAGUACAAAGGCCGAUGAGGCGGCGGGGCAGAAGCUCUUAAGCAACUCACCCACCUUGAGUAGUUCCAGCUCAACGUCGCCGGGCAGCAGCAAUAGCAGUGGGAGCAGCAACGGAACCAGCAGCAUUACCUCCAAUGAUUCAAUCAUUUCUGGCGCAGAAGCACAUCCACCUCCUUUGCUCACUUGUCCCCUGGCAGUGUUUGGAGACAAUGACAUUACGUUGACGAAGGAAUCGGCUGCCGUGGUGGCAGGGCAUUUAAAUCCAGUGCUCGAAGCAAAGCCAGCUUCGGAACCAGCGCCACCAGCUGAGCCCAUCCCGAAUCCGCCAGUCCCUGCCCGUAAGACCUCUUGGAUAGCCAAUCCGUCGGCGGUGGACAAGCUGCUCACGAUCUUCAACACAGGGAACAUAUUCCAACGCAGCUCCUCUCCGGAAUCCAAGGCCAGUCAAGUUUCCGCUAGUGCGGUCACAAACAACUCACAAAAUGGCGGAACAGCGACCAGUGGAGGAGCCAUCGGUGGUGACGGCUGCUCUGCGGUACCAAACCCCACUCUAUCGACCGCGCGGAAAAUAUCUCCAGCAUCCUGGACCUCGCUGACUGGCAGCAACAUCUCCAACUCUAGCCAAAACGCCGCUUCGAACGUGGAUACCGGCAGCUCGUCUAUUCUGGAAACGGCAUCGAGGCAGUUGCGCGACUUCAGCAAGCAAGUUUUUCGGCAAAACAUUUCCUUCAACAACAGUGGAGAUGCAACCUCAUCGGGGACAGUGGCUCCGCUGGAGGGGAUCAGUACGGCCACGUCCUCCUCCAGCAGCACAGAGUCUCCGUCGCCGCCGGAGUGCAAUGCUGCCCAUAUGCCGUCUAGCCUGAAGCGCCAGCUCAAGGAGAACAUCUCUCCGGAGCACACGAUCAAUGAGGAGACGCUGCACACCCUGCAGAAGCUGUCGCGUGCGGAAGACGUGGCACUUAAAGCGGAGGCGGCAGCGGAGCUGGGCGACAUUGAGAUCGUGAUGCACAGCGAGGUGGUGGACUGUCGUCUGCCGGAGGAGAAGCAAGAGGAGCAGGAGGAGGCCGCCCAGAGUCUUGUUUAAAAAGAAAACUGAGAAGAAUAGAAAGAAAAACGCAACUCAACCGACAAAAAGCAACCACCCACCCAGCAUUCCCAUGGCGCUCCUUUGUACUGUACCCACCCGCCUUGAAAACUAUGAAUACGAUGCCGAGAAUGAUGAUAAUGGUAAAUGGAUGUUAGGGUUAGCCCUACCGUAAUCCUGGCAAACAAAACAAAUAUGAUGAAGUACACAAGUUAUGACUAACUUUGUUUUAUUUUUGGUUAAAUUUUUUUAAGUUUUAUAACACAAGAAACAAGAAAAUAUAAAUAUAUUUUAAU
Molecule: messenger RNA, 6212 nt
Organism: Drosophila bipectinata
Lineage: Eukaryota; Metazoa; Arthropoda; Insecta; Diptera; Drosophilidae
Source: RefSeq, a predicted model, not a curated record